AUGGCCGUCUUCUUUUUUCUCUUCUUGUUCGGACAGCAUCUCCACUCUGGGCCUCAACGGCUCUGGCUGGACAAGCUGUGCAUUCCACAGGCGGACAAUGCUGUCAAGCAGAUCUUCGUGCAGUCUCUGCCCACAUUUGUGCGACGAUCUUCCCAGAUGCUGGUGCUAUGGGACGGCACAUAUUUUGAACGUCUUUGGUGCAACCUCGAGUUCGCGAUGUUUCUGAAUGCGCGAAACAGUGAGGGCAAUGCACUGGUGGUGGUGCCUCUCUGGCUUCCCCCGUGGCUGCUGCUGACGAUGCUGCUUGACUGGAUCAGCGUGCGCUUGCUAUUACUCCCGAUUCAGACAGUGUCGCAAUCCUUUGCGUGGCAUCAGCUGUUGGAGGCUCCGAGAUCACACUGGCUCUGCCUUCUGCAGGGUAUUUGGUACAAUUGGUGCAACCUGGUAGCUUACAUGCCCGCAGCGAUGGCCACGGCAGUGUCCUUUCGGUUUAAACUGUCGCAGCACAUGUUUAUGCUGCGUCAACUUGAGAGCUUCGACGUUCGGGCGACGAAAUGUACUGUGAGUGCCGAUCGGCCUAUGCUAGAGGCAGAGAUCGCAUUGUUGUACGAUGAGAUUGACACCCUCCCUGUCAGUGUGGAUGUAGACUCGCCGGACGAAGCAUCGCCCGUGCCCACAACGCCUGCGGACCACGCUGACCGAGAGAGGCUUCUGCAAGAGUCAGCCGUGGUGAGGAGUCAAGCAGUCCGUCCUCUCACCAGCUACCCAAGUCAUUCAGAUUGCCUUGAGCUAUUCAAUGCAGAGGUACGUGGGCCGCUACUUAAGACCAUCCUAUACCAUUCCGGAAGCUCAUCCGACUUGCCUUUGGGCAUCUGCAUGCAGGCAUUUGCCCCCUUGUGGUUCUUUCUGCUCUCAAGCUCUUAUUUGGCAUGUGACGGGUUUUCUUCAUGUCACGCGGCCAUCGAGUUCGAGGGCUUCGCAUCAGUGCGGGAACUCUACUUGGUCGACUGUGCCUAUGUUCUUAUCCUUGCACUUUGCAUUCCGACGGUCUUCCCCACCCUGUUGAGGAUGCUACAACGGGCAAUUGCAGCAUCCUGUUCCUUCUCCGGCCAAGUGGCGGUGACUGUACUUGGAGCCUUUCUAGCCUACUUGUACACCUUCACUUUGGCAGGAGCGACAACCGGUUGCAUGAUGGCUCUUGUGGUCAGAGGUCCCAAGCUCAGCUGGCUACUCCUCUUUGGCCUGCUUUGUACUUGGUCGGUUUGCCAGUGGUACAUAUUCUUUUUCAGAGAUUGGCUUCCGAAGUGGCUACCUACAUCCUGCAGAUGCUUGAAUAAGCACGCAGACAAGUACUGA
Symbiodinium sp. CCMP2456 is the source of this 1356-nucleotide messenger RNA. The record is from the annotation of a GenBank genome assembly. Lineage: Eukaryota; Dinophyceae; Suessiales; Symbiodiniaceae.